GACCCGGAGGAGAAGCGCCGCAUCGGCCAUUUUGGGCUCAAAGGGGGCUUUUCUGUCACCACGUGAGGGCUGGGUUAGUUAGUCCGACACGGGCACUAAAUCGAGCCGAGCGAGGACUCAGAGAACAAGGGGGUAAAAACCGGGGAAGACGCUGCCUCACAGAGCCGCACUCAUUUCACAUGUGCUGAUAGAGAGAGGGAGUAAAGGAUGCCGACAGUCACUCUGCCUCCCAAAGAAAACGCUCUGUUCAAGAGGAUCCUGAGAUGUUAUGAACACAAGCAGUACAGAAAUGGACUGAAAUUCUGCAAACAGAUUCUCUCCAAUCCCAAGUUCUCUGAACAUGGAGAGACGCUGGCGAUGAAAGGCCUGACCCUGAACUGCCUGGGGAAGAAAGAAGAAGCCUAUGAACUUGUCCGCAGAGGUCUCCGAAAUGACCUGAAGAGCCACGUCUGCUGGCACGUGUACGGUUUGCUCCAGAGGUCUGACAAGAAGUAUGACGAGGCUAUUAAGUGCUACAGAAACGCACUGAAAUGGGACAAAGACAACUUGCAGAUCCUUCGAGAUCUCUCCCUCCUGCAGAUCCAGAUGAGAGACCUGGAGGGUUACAGGGAGACCCGGUAUCAGCUGCUGCAGUUGCGGCCAGCGCAGCGAGCGUCAUGGAUUGGCUACGCCAUUGCGUAUCACCUCUUAGAGGACUAUGAGAUGGCUGCCAAAAUCAUUGAGGAGUUUAGAAAAACACAACAGACAUCUCCUGACAAGGUGGAUUAUGAGUACAGUGAGCUGCUGCUGUAUCAGAAUCAGGUCCUGAGGGAGGCGGGACUCUUCAGAGAAGCUCUGGAGCAUCUCACCACCUACGAGAAACAGAUCUGUGAUAAACUGGCCGUGGAGGAAACCAAAGGGGAGCUGCUGUUGAAUCUGGAACGGUUUGAGGAGGCGGCAGAUGUGUACAGACGACUACAGGAGAGAAAUCCUGAAAACUGGUCUUAUUACCAUGGCCUGGAAAAAGCCCUUAAGCCUGCAAGUACAGAAGAGAAGCUGAAGAUCUAUGAGGAGGCCUGGGAGAAAUACCCUAAAGGCCUCGUACCUCGCAGAUUACCACUCAGCUUCCUGUCCGGAGAUAGGUUUCGGGAGUGUCUGGAUAGAUAUUUAAGAAUGAACUUCAGUAAGGGCUGUCCUCCAGUCUUCACCACACUCCGAUCUCUCUAUCAGGACAAAGAGAAGGUGUCAAUAAUUGAAGAAUUAGUUGUUGGUUUUGAAACAUCAUUACGGAGCUGUCGAAUGUUCAGCCCAAAUGACAGCAACACAACUGACACGUUCAAGACCCAGAAAGAUGAUGGCAAAGAGGAGCCACCCACUACGUUACUCUGGGUGCAAUAUUUCCUGGCUCAGCACUAUGAUCAGAUCGGCCAGCACACCAUGGCUCUCGAAAACAUCAACGCUGCCAUUGAGAGCACACCUACUCUGAUAGAGCUCUUCCUCAUUAAAGCCAAGAUAUACAAGCAUGCUGGGAAUAUCCGGGAAGCAGCUCGUUGGAUGGACGAAGCUCAGGCCCUGGACACAGCAGACCGUUUUAUUAACUCCAAAUGCGCCAAGUACCUGCUUAAAGCAGGUCUGAUUAAGGAGGCUGAGGAAAUGUGCGCCAAAUUCACUAGGGAGGGAGCGUCUGCGGUAGAGAAUUUGAAUGAGAUGCAGUGCAUGUGGUUCCAGACUGAAUGUGCUCUGGCCUAUAAAUCCAUGAAGAAAUAUGGAGAAGCACUCAAAAAAUGCCACGAGAUUGAAAGGCACUUUGUAGAGAUAACAGAUGACCAGUUUGACUUCCAUACGUACUGCAUGCGGAAGAUGACGCUGCGUUCCUAUGUGGACCUGCUUAAACUGGAGGACGUGUUACGUAUGCACCCAUUCUACUUUAAAGCCUCACAAACCGCCAUCCAAAUCUACCUCAACCUGCAUGACAACCCGCUAACGGAUGACAGCAAGGAACUACAGGCUGAUACUGGGAACCUGACUGACAAAGAACUGAAGAAGUUAAGAAAUAAGCAACGAAGAGCACAGAAGAAAGCACAGCUGGAGGAAGAAAAAAAGAAUGCAGAGAAAGAGAAACAGUUAAAGAACCAGAAAAAGAAAAAAGAGGAUGAUGACGAAGAGAUCGGUGGACCUAAAGAGGAACUUAUACCAGAGAAACUCGCCAGGGUUGAGAACCCGUUAGAUGAAGCUGUAAAGUUUUUGACACCCUUGAAAAACCUGGUGAAGAAUAAGAUAGACACACACCUUCUGGCCUUUGAGAUCUACUUUAGGAAAGAAAAGUUCCUCUUAAUGCUGCAGUCAGUGAAGAGGGCCUAUGCAAUAGACCCGGACCACCCUUGGCUUCACCAGUGUUUAGUGCGCUUCUUUAAAGGAGUGUCCGAAAGUAAAGACCUAGCAGAAUCGGUCAGCAUGGUUCUCAAGCAGGAAAUCUCCAGGCUGUUUGGGGAAAGUAAUGCUAAGAGCUUCAACCAGGCCUUCCUCACCAAGCACUUCAAUUCCAUCCCUCAUCGAGUAGCAGCUGCCAAAAUGAUGUUCUACUUAGACCCUUCAACACAGAAGAAAGCGGUGGAACUGGCUGUAGCACUUGAUGAAUCACUGAACAACAGAAACAUUCAGAUCUGUACAGAGGUUUUGGAAAGCCUGCGUGGUGGCAUCCUUGGAGAGGCUAAGGAAACCGCCGAGUUAUACCGAGCGGAGUGUCAUAAGAUCUACCCCUAUACGCUGGCCUUCAUGCCCCCAGGCUACGAGGAAAACAUGAAGAUUGCGGUCAAUGGAGAUGUCUCCACAGAAACUGAGGAGCUGGCCAAUGAUAUGUGAACGUCCGAAGAGGGUGAAGGACUGAGGGAGGAGGUGGAAUGGGAAGCGGUGCGGCACCGCCACUGUCAAACACCCGAGACGGUUGCCACUGACUAUUGCGAUUAUGUGAGGAACUUCCUGCGAUCUUCUACACCCCCAGAAAUUGCAGUUAGGACUGACAGACAAUGACUGUGUUUUGGAGUGGAGGAAGAAGAGGAGGGGUAUGGGGGGGAGAAGAGGAAGAAGAGGAGGGGUAUGGGGGAGAAGAGAAUGAAAUGCCCAUUUUACUUUUUUAACCUUGCUGAUGACUACUCUCUAACUGAAAACUAGUCAAACAUGCAUCCCAUUUUGAAAUACAGUAUGUCUGAAUGCAAACUUUGUGCAAUGGUGAGAGCAAAUCCCAUAGUCAACAAACCGAGCAAGAGAAGCGCACUCAAACCCAUCUUUCCCCUGUUUUAAAGAGUAAUUUAUAUGAAAAAUAAAAGCUUAAAAGGAUGCGUGGCUUGUUGUGCAAAAGAUCUAUUUUGAGUUGUUGUGAAAAGGCAGCUGAAUCAUUGGACACGGUUUAGGGGAGAGACUGGGUGUGGACAGGAAGUGAUGUCAUAAUGGGGAAGCAGCAUGUGUAGAGGUUCCUUAUUGCAUAUCUUGAAGAUUGAAGAGGAGGCUGUAUCCAACAAACGACAGUAAACUGUGAUCAAGAACCUGUGAAGUUGACAAAAGCAAACCUUUUUCCUCCUUUCUCCUUCAUUUUACCUCAUUCUAUCACUCUGUUUGAUCCAAAUGGGUUACAGUGUUCAAAGACGAGUUUGUUGUAUGAUAGAUUUUUUUGUAAUAAAAAAAUCAAACAGUGAGAGCACA
Molecule: messenger RNA, 3678 nt
Organism: Onychostoma macrolepis
Lineage: Eukaryota; Metazoa; Chordata; Actinopteri; Cypriniformes; Cyprinidae
Gene: naa15b
Product: N-alpha-acetyltransferase 15, NatA auxiliary subunit b
Exons: 21
Coding region: 208-2841 (877 amino acids)
Biological process (GO): N-terminal peptidyl-methionine acetylation
Cellular component (GO): cytoplasm; NatA complex
Molecular function (GO): protein binding; protein-N-terminal amino-acid acetyltransferase activity
Source: RefSeq, a predicted model, not a curated record